GCGAGGGCUACCGGAGCCUCGGUGGCCGAGCCCGCGCCCGGAUCGCAAAUGGAAGUCGCGGGGCUGCGGGGCUCGCGAUGGCUGCAGCCAGGGCUGAGGCUCCAGAUGCACAGCUGAGGAGCUGAGAACUUAGGUUCCGUCCUAAGGGAAAGACUGCUGAGCCAGAGCCUGAACCCAGGCCAGCUGGCCUCCAGAACACGUAACCUUUCUGCCUGACCUUGGAUUACAUUCCUUCAAUACCUGCAGUCCUUCCGAUGGUGCCAUUUCUGCGCUGUGCUGAUAACUGAAACGGAACCUGUCUGCUGGCCGGCCUCCAGGGCUUUGAGGGAUUCUGAACAAUUUCACCUAACAAUGGGGUGAUGUUGGGCAGAUGCACGUGUCUGGGCACAGCCAGAGGAGCAGAGAUGCCAGAGCCUUCUUACAGUGACUGGCAGGGAGCUGGCAUGCAAGGUGAUGCAGGGAGCUAGACCAGCCUGGAACCUGCAGGGUGACUGUCUGCCGGCAGGCUGAGGGUCUCUGCCGCCGCUGUCCCAGGGAAGCCUCAGGUAAAGGGCCGGUAGACAGCCACAGCCAUGCUCUUAUGGUUUCCAGUCACAUGAUGAAACUCACGGCUCCUGGACCUGCCAGCGCCCUUGUCAUGGAGGUUCCGAGGAAACGCAAAGGAAGUGACUCGGACCCGGCCCAGGACGCUCACAGACAGAUGGAAAAGCGGCGGAGAGACAAGAUGAACCAUCUAAUUCGGGAGCUGUCCUCUAUGAUCCCUCCACUCAGCCCCGCGGCCCGGAAACUGGACAAGCUCACUGUCCUGAGGAGGGCAGUGCAGUACUUGCGGUCUCUGAGAGGUGUGACAGAGUCUUUCUUAGGAGAUAAUUCUAGACCUUCAUUUAUUCAGGAUAAGGAGCUCAGUCACUUGAUCCUCAAAACAGCAGAAGGUUUCCUGUUCGUGGUCGGAUGUGAAAGAGGGAGGAUUCUCUUCGUAUCUAAGUCCAUCUCCAAAACGCUGCAGUAUGAUCAGGGCAGCUUGAUGGGACAGAAUCUGUUUGACUUUUUACACCCAAAAGAUGUUGCCAAAGUAAAGGAACAACUUUCUUAUGAUGUCUCCCCAAGAGAGAAACCUGUGAACACCAAAACCUCUCUGCAGCUUUACAGUCCCGGGCACACUCGACGACCACACAUGCAUUCUGGCUCCAGACGAUCUUUCUUCUUUAGAAUGAAGAGCUGUAAAAUCCCCGUCAAGGAAGAGCUUCAAUGUUCACCCUGCUCAAAGAAGAAAGACCACAGAAAAUUCUAUACCGUCCAUUGCACCGGAUACUUGAGAAGCUGGCCCCCAAGUGUUGUUGGUGUGGAGAAGGAGAGGGACAGUGAGAAAGACAGUGGUCCUCUUACCUGCCUGGUAGCCAUGGGACGGUUGCAUCCAUACAACGUCCCUCCGAAAAGCGGCAAGAUCAAAGUGAGGCCAACUGAGUUCGUGACCCGCUUUGCCAUGAAUGGGAAAUUCGUCUACGUGGAUCAAAGGGCAACAGCGAUUUUAGGAUAUCUGCCUCAGGAACUCUUGGGGACUUCCUGUUAUGAAUAUUUUCAUCAAGAUGACCAUAGUAGUUUGACUGACAAGCACAAAGCAGUUCUGCAGAGUAAGGAGAAAAUACUUACAGACUCGUACAAAUUCAGAGUGAAGGAUGGCUCCUUCGUAACCCUCAAGAGCCAGUGGUUCAGCUUCACUAACCCUUGGACCAAAGAGCUGGAAUACAUUGUGUCUGUCAACACACUGGUUUUGGGGCGCAGUGAGACUGGAGCACCCCCCUUCCUUUACGGCAGCAGCCAGUCCUCAGAAGACUCGUUUAGACAGUCCUGUGUCUGUGUGCCUGGAAUACCCACGGGGACAGACAUUGCAAACGAGGUUCUGCGUUUACAGAGGUUAUACUCCUCAUCCCCAGAAGAUUCAGAUCCUUCAGAAAGAGCUAGAGAUCGCCUCAGUGUGAACUGCAGGAACGCCAGUGUGCCCGUGAGUGGUGUGUCCACGCCGAGUCCUGGAACUGGGACCCUGGACGCUGCCGGGCAACACAAGAGCCCUGAAGCUGCCCACAGUCACAGGCCACUCCUCAGUGAUGGUGCCCAGCUGCAUGUGGAUGCCCUGAGUGACAACGAUGACAGGGCCAUGUCUGCGUUCAUGAAUUACCUGGAAGCAGAGGCGGGUCUGGGUGACCCUGGGGACUUUGGCGAUGUCCAGUGGAUCCUCUAGCGCUUGAUCCACAGGAGACAGUGAACUCAAGGGAGGAUCCCUGCGGAGUGUCCCAUCUACAGAUCACGCUGUUCUCCAGCACUGUGUCUUUAUCUUUUAUUAAUCGUCUAUCGAUUUUUAUACAUCUAAACCUUACUCUCACACGGUUGUGGGAGAACAAGAUGUUUUCCUCCACAGCGAAACAGUCAAGUUCAUCCAAUUCUCUUUAUUCAGUGAACUAGCCUGGGAUCAGGCUGCCAUAUUUUUGCUAAAACGUUCUGACCAAAAAAAAAAUGCUGCCAACCAUAUUGUUUGGGCUUUACUUUGCUUCUUUUUUUUUUGUAUAGUUUUGUUUUUGAGUAUUAACAUAUUGACAUUUUCCUUGUCUAUCGCCUAAGAGACUGAGAACAUAGGCUUGUGUGCUGUGACAUAUUCCCGCACCUUGAGCCUUUCCCUAACUGAUGAAAGAGCUUGGUGCUUCUAGGAUAUGGCGAGCUCUUGAGCAUUUAAAGAGGCUGAGCAGCUUAUGAGGUCGUGCUGAUGAUGACCACUGUGCACAGCCUGUGUGGAACUUGGCGAGGAUUGCUAGGAUGUUGAGGCCAACUUGUGCACGUUACGAUGGACUUCAAGGGAGAGGACUUCCAUCCCAGCCUUGUUGACAGAAGAAGAUGGACCCUGAGCCCUUGACCCUGGCUAUGAAUCUUGCCAGCAGACAAUAUGACCACUAAGGGUUUUCACUGUAGCUAGAGCUGUCCUGCUGGUUUCCGCUGUUGAAGCUGGCUUAGCGACAGAUUCGGCGUGGAGGAUAAAACAGGCCCAGGCAGAUUAAAUGACCCGUGGGAGGUCCUGCCUUAAAUCCAUAGGUUGUUAAUGUUUAAUGUAUAUAAUCCAGUUGCAUUUGUGGUAGCAAAGGACUCACUAGUCCCCUGGUGACCGAGCUGACUUUAGAGACAGCUGUAACCUGCUAGGUAAUUGGUUAGUUAUCACUGCCUGCAGCCAAAGGAAUGAAGCAACUGGCAAAUAUAGUUAUUUGUUAUUGUUUUGUUGUAUGAUUUUGUUUGUUGAGAGAGGAUCUGUGUAGCCCAGGCUGGUCUGGAACUUACUGUGUAGACCAGGCUGGCCCCAUAUCGAUAUUAUAGAGAUCUACCUGUCACUGCUUCCCAAGUGUUGGGAUUAAAACCAAACAUCACAAUUCCUAACUUAAAUACAGUCCUUUAAAUCAUGAGGCAAUGAAAACCGCUUAAAAGCCAACAUUCUAGUAAUAAUUUAAAUUUUAGAAGGCAUUUUAAGACAGUGAUUAACCCAGAGAUGGUUCAAGUGGAGUGUAAGAAUUAAGAUGAUUUGAAACUCUGGCCUAGCAAUGCAGCCCAGUGGGUAAAGUGCUUGCCAGCAUGCAGGAAACCUUGGGUUCAGCUCCUAGCACUGUGAACCAGGUGUGGUGAUGCCCACUGUAAAUCCCAGCACUCAGAAGUUAGACAGGAGGGUCAGAAGUUCAAGGUCAGACUGGGAUCCAUGAAACCCUGUCUUUAAAAUAAAUAAAAAGAAAAGAUUAUUUAAAUGGCUAUCUAUUCGCUUUCCUGAAGAAUCACUUUAUCUUAUUUUUUUUAGAAUAGAAGAAUUGGUGUUUAAUUAAAUCUUCUAAUAACAAGUCAAAUGAAUGGAUAAAUAACUAAAUAGAACUAUUUUAACUUAUUUGAUAACAUUGGGGCAUUGAAUUAAGCCCCAAAUUGAAAUUCAGGCUAGGACAGCUGUCUAGGGUGAAACAUUCCAGGUAGAAUAUGGAUUCUUGCUCCAAAAUUGACUUUUGCCUUUUGGUCAUGAGAAUGAUCUGGAAAAAAAAAGUGCUCACAAGUUUUGUGCAUAAAAGUGCUGACAGAAAUAUAUAGAAUAUUGUCCACUUUAUCUUAUUUUGUGUAUGGGUGUUUUGCCUGCAUGUCUGUGUACCACUUACAUGCAGUGCCCGUGGAGGCCAGAAGAGGGCGUCAGAUCCCCCGGAACUGGAAUUGCGCACAUUUGUGAGCUGCCAUGUGGGUCCUCUGUAGACAGCGAAAGCUCUUAACCACUGAGCCCUCUCUCGCCCUAGUGGUGGUAUUUAUCACCUUGUGUUGGACUGUCUUUGCCGCGCUCACUUAGACCCUUUUGUGCUCUUCAGAGGCAAGUCAGACAGGCUGGGAAGAGCCGGGACACCCUCGGGCUCUAACGCAGGCCCAGACUCACUUUUUAGCUUUUCUUUGGUGGUUUAUCUUACCAGCGAACUGCUCGCUGAGCCCCUCACCCUAGAGUCCUUUUGUUAUUCCCGCUGUACCUGACAGAGCAGAACUUUCCUCAGAUCUGCAAGGGACAAGUGUCACCAGCUUGCCAGUGUUCCUAGUAUGCCCUUUUGCCGUGAUGGGUCCAUAAGGAUGUAGCUCGAAUAAUAAAAAUCCAGAGACAGAUACUGGGGUUAAACCCAGAAACCAGAAAAGCAAAGCAGCCAAGCCACUAAAGAAAUCUUACCUCUUUCAAGGCUGGGCACUAACGAGCUUGCAUUCACUAUUUCAAUGCUAUUUGGAAUAUAUGCAGUUAAGACAAAAAAAAUUAAAAUUAAUUGUACUUAUAUCUUUUUACUUUUAUGUUAUUUUUGACUGAAACUCACAGUUUUGGCUUGGUCUCCUAAGUGCUGGGAUUGCACCCGUAUACCCUGCUGUUUUAUCUUUUUAAGGUGGUGAGUGUGUGUGUCUACUGGACAGCACCACGCUAGGGUAUUUUGCUCGGUGGAUGUUAUGAAAAUGGACCAAAGGUUGAGGGAUGCGGUAAUCCACUCUUGUUACCCCAGUCCUUAGGAGCCAAGUCAAGAAGAUGGCUGAAAAAUCUGGGCGAACCUGGGCUACAGAGUGAGAAUUUGAAGUUCCAUGGAUUUUAUUACGUGAAGAUAGCCUCAAGCUACAUAAAAUGUGGGUUCAAUAUUGAUGCCAUAUGGUCAAUAAAUACAUAAAUUUAUUGAGAGACAAAGACAGCAGGAAAUGCAGAAGAACCAGGAACCGGUGGAGUGAGGAGGAGGAAGUUGUUUGUAGUGUCCCCGCUGAAAAAGUCACACCUACAAUCCCAGUAUUCACGAGGUUGAGGCAGGAGAAUCACUGUUAGUUUGAGGCUGGUCUGAGUUAUGUAAUGCUUCUGUGUCUCACUGAGAUCAGAAGCAAUAAUAACUGCAUCGCAGGCUGCAGGGUCUCUGGGCUCAGCACGGGGUUAUGAACCUCCUGUGUCCCUGGGGCUGCAUCAGGCCAGGUAGAGAGCUGACUACCUCGUGGUUUGCCUGGUGUAGAACAGAACUGAGGGCUACUCUCUCCCUUCUCUGAGGGCUUUCUUUGGAUUAAUUCCUACCCCUCAGGCCUGGGAGAGGCACUUUCGCCCUCCCUGCUUGGAAGGCAGUGGUCUUUGGCAGCUGAGGGAGACACAUGGGCCAGAGGUGUCUUGAAGGUUCUGUUCAAGCUGUAGAGACUGAGGUGCCAGUCAGUGCUGGGGUGUCCUCUGACCUUGGGGGAGCUGCUGUCAUCCAACUUCUUGAAUGAUGAGUUCUACCCCAUGUCCAACUCUUUCUAACUCUCUUGUUCUUGUCUGUAUAUAUUACUGUUUUUUUA
Molecule: messenger RNA, 5835 nt
Organism: Microtus oregoni (creeping vole)
Lineage: Eukaryota; Metazoa; Chordata; Mammalia; Rodentia; Cricetidae
Gene: Bmal2
Product: aryl hydrocarbon receptor nuclear translocator like 2
Exons: 16
Coding region: 581-2239 (552 amino acids)
Biological process (GO): regulation of transcription by RNA polymerase II
Cellular component (GO): aryl hydrocarbon receptor complex; transcription regulator complex; cytoplasm
Molecular function (GO): DNA-binding transcription factor activity, RNA polymerase II-specific; protein dimerization activity; RNA polymerase II cis-regulatory region sequence-specific DNA binding
Source: RefSeq, a predicted model, not a curated record